UCGAAUUCCUUAAACUGAUGCCCUGAAUAUUUUCUUUUAUACAAAAAUUCCUAGCCUGCUUAUUAGUUCUUAAACGCAAUUCCACGUGAAAUCGUUGGACGAUAUCGCGGUGAAAUUAUAGUCUUAAAGGGGCGGUUGUUUGGUAGGCAAGGCCGGGUCUCAUUAUGGACGUAGUACGCAAUCCGAUGCCAAUUGGAGCGAUGCCAGUGAUACCGACGGUUCCGGUGCAAAUCCCGGAACUACCGGUGCUCACCAUGGACACCAUCGAUGUUAAUUCACUGCCAGAAAUGGAACGGUUUACCGUCGAGCUUAAGAAGGACAUUUACGGCCUCGGGAUCACCAUCGCUGGAUACGUCUGCGAGAAAGAGGAGCUCUCCGGUAUAUUUGUGAAGAGCAUCAGUGAGGGUAGUGCAGCAGACCUGAGCAACAAGAUCCAAAUAAAUGAUAGAAUAGUCGAGGUGGACGGGCAUUCGCUGCAGGGUUACUCGAAUCACGAGGCGGUCGAGGUUCUCAGGCGUACAGGGCAAACGGUGCUCCUGUGUCUUGAGAGAUAUCUACGCGGACCAAAGUAUGAUCAGCUUCAACAGGCGAUUGCAGCCAGCGAGCUGAGAUUACCUCAACCGAGCUCCCCGUCGAUCACCAGUUUGCCCAGCUUUCCCAUGAGCGCCGAUGGCGAAACUACUGGCGAAACUGAGAUUGAAGCGGAAGGAGAGUCGCAUACGACUGUUGAUAGCGCUGUUCUGCAAGAGGUUGAUCAUGAAACAGCUCCGGAUGAAUUCGACGACGCGGCUAACGUCGAGGCACUGUUGAGCGAUCCGUCUAGCGUGCUCACGCCACAAAUUCGAGCAGCUAUCAAAGCGAAAUGGCAGAAAUUAGUGGAUCCGGGCACGGAAAUUGUGGUAGCGCAGCUGAAGAAAUUCGCGGAAGGCAGCGGGCUGGGCAUAAGCUUGGAGGGUACGGUGGACGUGGAGAACGGGCAAGAAGUAAGACCGCAUCAUUACAUACGAUCGAUCCUCCCGGAGGGACCCGUCGGCCAAAACGGGACGCUACGUUCCGGUGACGAAUUGCUCGAGGUGAACGGAUAUCGAUUGCUCGGUAUCAACCACAUGGAAGUAGUUAGCGUGUUAAAAGAAUUACCCGUACACGUUCGGAUGGUUUGCGGAAGGGGCGCCGACUCGCAGGAUCCACUGUGUCCCAUCAACACCGCUCAACACCAGGCCGCGUUCCAGACCAGAAGUAUCCUCGGUGGAUCGCUGCAGAAUCUGUUGCCGACGAUGGACCGUCUGGUGAAAGCGAAGUCUGACGGCUCGUUAGCGUCCACGACGGCCACCGCGACGGUGACGGACGCCAGCUUGAACAAAAUGAAGUCCCGCUCGUUGGAACCGUUGACAGGCCUGGCGAUGUGGAGCUCCGAGCCGCAAGUCAUCGAACUGGUAAAGGGAGAACGGGGCCUUGGGUUCUCCAUUUUGGAUUAUCAGGAUCCAAUGAACCCCAACCAGACUGUGAUAGUAAUAAGAUCGCUGGUGCCCGGUGGCGUGGCUCAGGUCGACGGUCAGCUCAUACCGGGCGACCGUCUGCUGUUCGUGAACGACAUCGGCCUGGAGAACGCUACCCUGGACCAGGCGGUGCAGGCGUUGAAGGGCGCCCCGAAAGGCACCGUGCGCAUCGGCGUGGCGAAGCCGUUGCCCAUCCCAGACAGUAUUGUCCAGGUGAGCGAUCAAGAUGAUCGGAUCGAACCGACCACCGAUGAUAGGGACGAUAACGAGGCCGCCGUGUGCUCGAUCAUGGACAGCCAUAAACAGAGGCGCGAGUAUUUUAGGGAGCGUAAAGUGAACGUGAUCGAGCCGCCUCAUCACAUGGAUUUGAUCGAGGGAUUGAAGCAUCAGCACAACCUCGUCAAAUCCGAGAGUUUCUAACAGCCUAUCUCGUUUAGAACAGGUUUCAUCAGUGCUGUCCAGUCGUUGAUUCCCGUUUUUUAAUUAUUAAGAUUUUUAUAUCAAAUUUUUUAGACGUACGAGAAUUGGUCAGUUCAGUUUGUAAGUCGAAUAAUAUAACUAGUGCAAAAGACUUUUACUUAAGGAAUUUUUGAGAAUUAAUAUAGAUAAUUCUUAUCUAUUAAAUAAAUUUGAUAAAAUUACAGUUUUUCUAGUGUCUUAUGUAGUAAAUGUCUCAGUUUCUAUUCUUAUCACAUUUCUAUUGAAGUCAGUGAGUAGAAAUUGAGACGUGAACAGAUGUUGGGACAUUUACUGGAAUGCCUAAAAUGUUAUUUUUGUAUUUUUUAUAUGAAAAUUAGGACAGCACUGAUUUCGGUACACACUACUGUCCAUAAACUCGAUCAAUAUUUUUACUUAUAAACGAAUUUUUGAUAAGAUUUUAUCGACUUAAAAUUUUAUAUUUCACGUAAUUAUUAAAUAAGCUUGUUUUAUUAAAUGGAACGCGUGGACAGCAGCGUGUUCGUUAAACUUUAUACUAAGAAAUGAACUGUGCUUGCUCAACCCGUUUUUCGGGGAUAGGAUAAUCAGCUUCUGUUUCCGGUUGCCCGCGUGUCUUCGAGACGAUCCUUUCCCAGCGGAUUUCCUGAGAAUCGAUUCUCCGGAUUGAAACAGAUCGAUCUUCCUUUUUAUAUUAUUUUACUCUUGAAAGUUGAAUCGGAGAUAGCUUGAAAGCUCUUUUCAGGACUGUUCGCAGUCUUUUUUGACCGCCGUUGUGCAAUCACGAGUCCCGUCCAUUGAUGUCCUUCGACAUGUUUCAUGCUGUGUGAUUCGAUUUAAUUUUAAGUAUUCCGUUAUCAUCGAGACGUAAUGAAAAUUUUGAUUACAAUAGCGAUCUCGAUGGAUCGACAGAACCGAUUAAGUAGCGAACUUUGAACUCGGUUGUCAAGAUUGAAUUUCACACACCAUUAAACGUGUCAAUGUUUGUUUAAAGUUUCUAGCGGUACUUAACUCGGCUCGUUACCAUAGCUUGUUAACAUGCACAAGUACUUGAAAAUCGCUGACUGCGAUACAUAAUUUAAUAGAGAAUCGAGUGCUGCAGGUGAACGAAACGGCACGGAGGAAUUUAGACAUUUCAGAUUCACUAAUUAUUUCAACGUCUAUGCGACAAUUAUAUGAACGAUAUAAAAGUUUGAUAUUUUGCUUUCUCGAACGUUUUUCACUUUUAUUGCGUGUAUGAAUUAUACCGAUAAUAAAUAGGGUGCCCACAG
Molecule: messenger RNA, 3202 nt
Organism: Ceratina calcarata
Lineage: Eukaryota; Metazoa; Arthropoda; Insecta; Hymenoptera; Apidae
Product: patj homolog
Exons: 7
Coding region: 165-1916 (583 amino acids)
Molecular function (GO): protein binding
Source: RefSeq, a predicted model, not a curated record